Molecule: messenger RNA, 948 nt
Organism: Sorghum bicolor (sorghum)
Lineage: Eukaryota; Viridiplantae; Streptophyta; Magnoliopsida; Poales; Poaceae
Product: bidirectional sugar transporter SWEET4
Exons: 4
Coding region: 16-687 (223 amino acids)
Biological process (GO): carbohydrate transport
Cellular component (GO): membrane
Molecular function (GO): sugar transmembrane transporter activity
Source: RefSeq, a predicted model, not a curated record
CAACGCGCAGCGACGAUGGCCGGAGCCCAGCCCAACAUCGCUCAGGAGCUGUUCGGCAUCCUCGGAGACAUCACUUGCGGCGGGCUGUUCCUCUCCCCGGUGGCUACCAUGUGGGACAUCAGUAGACACGGGUCGUCGGAGCAGUAUUCGGCGAGUCCGUACCUGGCGGGGCUCCUCAACUGCGCCGUUUGGCUCCUCUACGGCUAUGUGCACCCGAACGGCAAAUGGGUGUUCGGCAUCAACAUCGUUGGCUCGCUUCUGCAGCUGCUGUACAUCGUCAUCUUCGUGUACUACACCACUGUUGAUGAUGUGCGCUACCAGAUCUACUACAUGUUGUUCGGUGCCGGUGUUUGCCUCGUUGGCAUUAUGGCACUGGUGUUCGGCCAGGCACAUUCGACGGAGCAAAAGUGCAUGGGGUUUGGCUUGGCCGGCGUCGCCACUGGCAUUGGCAUGUAUGCCGCGCCGCUCAUCCAGCUGAGAUCUGUGGUUGAGAGGGGGAACGUGGAGGGCAUGUCGCUGCUCCUAAUUGGGGCAUCACUCGGCAACUCCGCGGUCUGGACCGUCUACGCGUGCCUCGGCCCCGACUUCUACGUCUUGGUCCCCAAUCUGAUUGGCGCGUUGUGCACGGUGGUGCAGCUGGUUGUCUACUUCCGCUACAACAACAACAACAACAACAACGACGCAUAACGGAGGUCGGGAACUGUAUGAAGUAACAACUAGUCAAAAUAGUCUGUUGCAGUGGAAAGUUUUCUUUUUCUGUGCAAGCAGGAUGUCUCUUUUGGUAUCUCCAUUUAUCAUUCAAAAUGAAUUUUUGUAAUAGUAAAUGAUGAGGACCAUAUGCAUUGGAUGAAUCUGAUGUCGGGAAGAAACUAGUCAAAUUUGUAGUCACACAACACUGCUUGAUCAUGAGAGGAACCGUAGCACAAUUCGAUGAGGCAUGUGUAUUGA